AUUUUAUUUGGCAAGCGCAUAAUCAUUUUCAUGGCGAGUAGUACUGCCAUUAAAUGAUGAAUCAUCUUUGUGCAUUCACUGUAAUCUUUAUUGCAGUACAAACAUCUGUAAGCAAUGCAAAGAUACCGUCAAAUUCUUGUGUUUGCACACUAGACUAUCGACCAGUAUGCGGAUCAAAUAACGUAACCUACGGCAACAAGUGUGAACUUGAUUGUGAAAAUAGAAAACAUGCAAGCAAUCAAAUCACAGUCGCAUAUGACGGUCCAUGUCGUGAACAAUGUUUGUGUCCAACGGAUGAUUAUAUUCCAGUUUGUGGCAGCGACUUCAUCACCUAUUUCAGUGAAUGUCAUUUGCAAUGCAAAAAUAAGGAGCGAAAAGAGGGUAGACGCCCUAUUUUUGUAGUACAAUACAACGAGUGCGAUGAUGAAUGCAAUUGCCCUCAAAAUUAUAGCCCCGUGGUGGGUGAGGAUGGAAAAACAUACAGCAAUCAAUGUGCGCUUAAUUGUGAACUUCGAAGUAGAAAGAAAGCUUCCACUCCCGUGAAGUGUAUUUGUUCUGACACGCAUAAACCAAUAUGUGGAAGCGAUGGAGUAACUUAUGGAAAUCUGUGCAAAUUUGGGUGUCAAAACAGAGAAUUGCAGAGGAAGGGCCAAGAGCCUAUAACAAAAUAUGGCAACAAGUGUGAACUUGACUGUGAAAAUAACAAAAAUAAAACCAAAGAAAUCUUAGUGGCUUAUGAUGGUCCAUGCUACGAACAAUGUAAUGCUACGAAAAAAGUAAAUGAUGGUAAAUGUGAAGAACUUUGUGUAUGUUCUUCCGAUUAUCAACCAGUUUGUGGAUCAAAUAAUUUAACCUAUGGCAACAAGUGUGAACUUGACUGUGAAAAUAACAAAAAUAAAGCAAAAGAAAUCUUAGUGGCUUAUGAUGGUCCAUGCUACGAACAAUGUUCUUGUACAGAUGACUAUAUACCAGUAUGUGGAAAUGAUGGAAAAACCUAUGACAAUGAAUGCAUAUUUGAUUGUAAAAACAAAGAGCUGCAACAAAACGGUAAGGAUCCAAUAGAAAAAAAUAGUGAAGGUGAAUGUUCUAUGUUAUGCGUUUGUACGGAUGACUAUGCCCCAAUAUGCGGUAACGAUGUAGAAACAUAUGCAAACCAAUGUGCACUAGACUGUAAGAAUAAAGAACUGAAACGUAAGGGCCAAAAACCAGUAAACAAAGUUAGUGAAGGUGUUUGUCUGGGAGAUUGUGUGUGUCCAUUGAAUUAUGAUCCAAUUUGUGGAGAAGACGGAAAAACUUAUGGUAACCAGUGCGCGCUUGAUUGCAAAAAUGAACAACUACGAAAAUACAAUACCGUUAUUAUAAGUAAAGCUUAUGACGGUGAGUGCUCUGAGCCUUGUGUCUGUCCGCUCGACUCCACGCCCAUUUGUGGAGACGAUGGUACCACUUAUGGAAACCAAUGUGCUUUAGAUUGCAAAAACAAAAACCUUAAAAAUAGUUUGGUUCCAAUAAAGAAAGUAACGGAUGGUAGUUGCCCAGAGACAUGUGCUUGUCCGUUUAAUUAUGAUCCCAUAUGUGGUAGCGACGGAAAAACUUAUAGCAAUGAAUGUGACCUUGAUUGUAACAAUAAAGAAAAUAAAAAGAACAAUAUACCAAUAGUUGAUAAAAUGUACGAUGGUGAAUGUACUCUACCUUGUGUUUGUACUGAAGACUACACACCAGUUUGUGGUGAGGAUGGAAACACUUAUAGCAACGAGUGUGUUUUAGAUUGUAAGAAUAAAGAACUGAAACUUAAGGGCAAAGAAUCAGUGAAUAAAGCCAGUAAAGGUGAAUGUCCUGGAAACUGUGUGUGUCCGUUUAACUAUGAUCCGAUUUGCGGAGAAGAUGGAAAAACUUAUAGUAACCAGUGCGCGCUGGACUGCAGAAAUGAACUACUUAUAAAAAAUGAUACAGAAAUCAUAAAUAAAGCUUAUGACGGUGAAUGCUCCGAGCCAUGCGUGUGUCCACUCGACUACUCACCCAUUUGCGGAGACGAUGGAAACACUUAUGGCAACCAAUGUGCUUUGGAUUGUAAAAACAAGGGUUUUAAGCGUAGAGGUCAACAACUAAUCAAGAUCAUAAGUGAUGGUGAAUGUUCAAAUGGUUGUGUCUGUCCGGCUGUAGUUCAACAAGUAUGUGGAAGUGAUGGACAAACAUAUUCCAACGAAUGCAAAUUAUCUUGUGAAAGUCAAAAUCUGGUACGAAUUGGGUUGUCCCCAGUAACAGUGGUAGAUAAAAAUGCAUGCGCUAAUUCAUGCAACUGCUAUACAUCGGUCAUUCCAGUGUGCGGCUCUGACAACAAAUCCUAUAAAAAUCCUUGUAUUCUAGAAUGUGCAAGUCGCGCGAAACAAAUCUCCAUCACAGUUCAAUAUAGCGGGGCGUGUAGCGAAUGUGACUGUCCAAGUAAUGAUUAUGAACCUGUAUGUGGCAGCGAUGGAAAUACCUACGAUAGUGAAUGCAAGUUCAAUUGCGAAAAGGACAGACUGCUAAAACUAAGGACGAAUCUCACUAUAGUGAAUAAGGGACAUUGCGGUGGAUGCAUUUGCCCUAAGAUAUAUGAACCAAUAUGCGCCAAUGAUGGAAACACAUAUGGGAACGAAUGUGUAUUUAAUUGUGAAAAUAGAAUCCGUAAGAAAGACAACAGAUCUCCUCUGGAAAUCAUUAAUUGGGGACAAUGUGGUUUCUUCAACUACUACAACUGCACAGCUUGUCCGUUGCUAUAUCGGCCUGUGUGUGGUGAUGAUGGCAACACCUACUGGAACGUGUGCUACUUACUCUGCAGUAGCAUGUCCAAUGUUAUUAAAGAACUUCCUGCGAUUCAACUGUGCAAAAAUGGCCCUUGUUAGAUCGACACUUAACUUGUCACUUUAAUUUAAUUGGUUUCAAAUUAUCAUGCAUUUCGGUCGAUGUUGUUAAGUUUACCAGUAAUUAAUGUGUAAUGACUAUAUUUUGAUCACGAUUCGUGUAAAAUAGAAUGCAUGUCUGUUGUUUUUGCACGAAAAUUGUAACCUUCAGAUCGCAAUUUCUAAUCAUUGUUUCUAAUACUUGUUUGACUUUUAAUAUAAAC
Molecule: messenger RNA, 3103 nt
Organism: Zerene cesonia (dogface butterfly)
Lineage: Eukaryota; Metazoa; Arthropoda; Insecta; Lepidoptera; Pieridae
Product: serine protease inhibitor Kazal-type 5-like
Exons: 3
Coding region: 54-2882 (942 amino acids)
Molecular function (GO): protein binding
Source: RefSeq, a predicted model, not a curated record